Molecule: messenger RNA, 2133 nt
Organism: Emys orbicularis (European pond turtle)
Lineage: Eukaryota; Metazoa; Chordata; Testudines; Emydidae
Product: myb-like protein X
Exons: 63
Coding region: 1-2133 (710 amino acids)
Biological process (GO): protein ubiquitination
Cellular component (GO): cytoplasm
Molecular function (GO): ubiquitin protein ligase activity; protein binding
Source: RefSeq, a predicted model, not a curated record
AUGUCACGGAGGAAUGAUGUCUUGCAGCUUGUUGUUGUACUGAAGUCCGGAGUUGAUUCCCGAAGAGAUUUGUUCUUCAUUUACAUAGACAUCCCAGGGGAUUGGGUGAUCAUGAAACAGACGAGCUUUGGAAACAGAACAGGAGGUUCUUUGAUUUUUGAGUUUAGCAUUAAUCAGAUUGAGCACAAAUUACCUGUAGAUUCUUGGUUUUAUUAUAGUGUCUUCAGCGGACUGAGAAUUCAACCCAUUAUCAAUAAGGUGUCAGUGGUGAUCGGUGGUUGGGAAAAUGGCAUUUAUAAACAUGUGGCAGUGGGGUGUGGGCUGGGUCUCCAGCUUUGUGAGAAGAAGCUUGAGAAAGAGAAUGAGCAACUCAAGAAUGAAAAAGAGCAACUCAGGAAUGAAAAAGACCAAUUCAAGAAUGAAAAAGAGAAGCUUGAGAAAGAGAAUGAGCAACUCAAGAAUGAAAAAGAGCAACUCAGGAAUGAAAAAGACAAGCUGGAGAAAGAGAACGAACAAUUCAAGAAUGAAAAAGAGAAGCUUGAGAAAGAGAAUGAGCAACUCAAGAAUGAAAAAGAGCAACUCAGGAAUGAAAAAGACAAGCUUGAGAAAGAGAGCGACCAAUUCAAGAAUGAAAAAGAGAAGCUUGAGAAAGAGAAUGAGCAACUCAAGAAUGAAAAAGAGCAACUCAGGAAUGAAAAAGACAAGCUGGAGAAAGAGAACGACCAAUUCAAGAAUGAAAAAGAGAAGCUUGAGAAAGAGAAUGAGCAACUCAAGAAUGAAAAAGAGCAACUCAGGAAUGAAAAAGACAAGCUGGAGAAAGAGAACGACCAAUUCAAGAAUGAAAAAGAGAAGCUUGAGAAAGAGAAUGAGCAACUCAAGAAUGAAAAAGAGCAACUCAGGAAUGAAAAAGACAAGCUGGAGAAAGAGAACGACCAAUUCAAGAAUGAAAAAGAGAAGCUUGAGAAAGAGAAUGAGCAACUCAAGAAUGAAAAAGAGCAACUCAGGAAUGAAAAAGACAAGCUGGAGAAAGAGAACGACCAAUUCAAGAAUGAAAAAGAGAAGCUUGAGAAAGAGAAUGAGCAACUCAAGAAUGAAAAAGAGCAACUCAGGAAUGAAAAAGACAAGCUGGAGAAAGAGAACGACCAAUUCAAGAAUGAAAAAGAGAAGCUUGAGAAAGAGAAUGAGCAACUCAAGAAUGAAAAAGAGCAACUCAGGAAUGAAAAAGACAAGCUGGAGAAAGAGAACGACCAAUUCAAGAAUGAAAAAGAGAAGCUUGAGAAAGAGAAUGAGCAACUCAAGAAUGAAAAAGAGCAACUCAGGAAUGAAAAAGACAAGCUGGAGAAAGAGAACGACAAGCUUGGGUUACAGAACGAGAAGCUUGAGAAAGAGAAUGAGCAACUCAAGAAUGAAAAAGAGAAGCUUAAGAAAGAGAAUGAGCAACUCAAGAAUGUAAAAGACAAGCUGGAGAAAGAGAACGACCAAUUCAAGAAUGAAAAAGAGCAGCUUGAGAAAGAGAAUGAGCAACUCAAGAAUGUAAAAGAGAAGCUUGAGAAAGAGAAUGAGAAUCUCCAGCGGGAAUAUGGUAAAUUCUCUUUUAAUUUCUCAGCUGCUACUAUUCAUGUCAUCACUCUUGAUGCAGGAACAGCCCACCCCAAUCUCUCCAUUGCUGGGGAUAAGAAGACUUUUACUCAUGAACCCCAACCUCAGCAAGUUCCACCAAAUCCAGAGAGGUUCGAUUCGACCGUCUGUGUGUUGGGCUCUGAAGGAUUCUCCUCUGGAGAGCACUACUGGGAGGUGGACGUUGAGAAGAGCAGUGACUGGGACCUGGGAGUGGCCACAAAAUCAAUACAGAGAAGAGGAAAACUUUCCUUGUCCCCUAAAGAGGGAUUCUGGGCUCUGGGUCUGAGUGGCAGAGAUUAUUGGGCAAAAACAGAUCCAUGGAGCAGGGUAAUGGUGCAGAAAAAGCCCAAGAAAAUUGGAGUUUACCUUAAUUACCAACAGCAGGAGGUGACAUUUUUCAGUGUAACUGACAUGUCUGUGUUGUUCACAUUUAAUGAUUGUUCAUUCUCAGGAGAAGUUUAUCCAUUCUUUAAAAAUUCACAGAAAGAAACAACAAUGAGAAUUUGUUCAUAA